Molecule: messenger RNA, 1117 nt
Organism: Neolamprologus brichardi
Lineage: Eukaryota; Metazoa; Chordata; Actinopteri; Cichliformes; Cichlidae
Source: RefSeq, a predicted model, not a curated record
CUGACAGUGAAGGAUCUCUUUCAGCUCUCUGUGUCUUCAGACAUUUGCGGUUAUUGAUCUUAACCUAAUUGUCAGAAUGAAGAUCGCAGCCUUCAAUGUCAAGAAUCUUGGAGUGAGAAAACUCAACAAAGAUAUUGUACGAAAGAAUCUAAUCAAGAUUGUGUCUCGGUACAGUGUGGUGGUGUUACUGGAGGUCCGGGAUCCUAACGGCAGGGCACUGAACAAAUUUCUCACAGAGCUCAACAGACAAAAGGGGAACAGCUCUCGUCCAUACAAGAUGGAGAUCGGUGCCCCAGUAGGACGACAUUCCCACAGGGAGCAGUUUGUCUUCUUCUACAGACAGGAUGAAAUGAGUGUGAUUGACCGUUACCAGUAUGAAGAGGAAAACGAAGAUGUGCUUGCCAGAGAGCCCUUUAUUGUGCAGUUUCGCCGCCGUUCAGCCAGACUUGUGAAGAAGCUUGUUCUGAUUCCCGUCCACACCAAACCAAAGGAUGCUGAACAUGAGCUGCGUGCUCUUCAUAAUGUGGUCCAAGAUGCAAGAAGGAGAUGGGGCACUAAUAGCAUCAUGAUUUUGGGGGACUUCAAUGCGGAUGGACGCUACCUGUCAAACACUAAAAGGACAAACAUCAGAAUGAGCUCUCGACCCUACCUUUGGUUGAUCGAUGAAGACGCUGACACCACUACUAGUGACCUUAAUGACCACACAUAUGACAGGAUUGUGGUGUUUGGAAAGAGGAUGAACGAUGCAGUUGUUCCUGACUCUGCAAAGCCUUUCGACUUCAAACGAGCGUACCACCUAACUGAUGACACAAAACAGUCAGUCAGUCCCAUUGAUAGCAAGGACAAUUCGAAAGGACAUCAUAGCCAGAUUGGUGAAUUCCUGUUCUUAGUUUUCUGCAUUUUCUACAGAAAAGCAUGUAAGGGGUUAAUCACAGCCGCUGAGUGCCCGCCCCCAGGAUCCGGGUGCCCGCCCCCAGGCCCCGGCUGCAUCUCAGAGCUGGGAGAAGGCGAGGCGAGACAAGUGAGCCCUGUGGAACUAUUUCAAAGUGAACGAAGACGCGAAAACAAAGGCAGACUGCAAAUUGUGCUCAGCGAAAUUGUCCAGAGGAGGCUCUAA